AUGGGUUGGCUAAAUGGUGUCAAUAUUAGUAGUAUUGAGGCUAUGAGGAGGUUGAAUAAUAUUGGUGUCAGCAAGAUUAAGGCUAUAAGUGGUCAGGAUGUUGGUGCUAGCAGUAUUGGCUACAUUAAAGUUAUGAAUAGUGUUGAUGUUAUGAGUAGUAUUGAUAUUGAUAGCAUUAAGGAUAUGAGUAGUAGUAUUGAGGUUGGCAGUACUAGUGUUGGAGUUUUGGAUAAUAGUAUUAGCUACAUUAAGAUUAUGAGUAGCAUUAAUGUUAGUAACAUUAAAGAUAUGAGUAGCGGUAUUGAGAUAUCACAGAA
Messenger RNA from Dentiscutata erythropus, 317 nucleotides. The record is from the annotation of a GenBank genome assembly. Lineage: Eukaryota; Fungi; Glomeromycota; Glomeromycetes; Diversisporales; Gigasporaceae.